GCGAGCUAUCGCUGAGCGAACUUCCUGUGGUUGAUAUUUCAGUCAACUGGUAGAAAGGCGAUGUAGAUCCCAAUGAUGACUUAAGAUUGGAUUUUAAUUCACGACAAUGCAAAUAAACGUCGGUGACUUCGUGAAGGAGUCAUGGGAGGACUACAAGUCACCCACGACAUCCACCUUCACAUCGAAAAUGGGUCACUGUCGACAUACGGUUUCAACAUUGGAAGAGACCCUAGAUGUGGACCGCAGCGGCUUGACCAAGAUGAAGAAGUCUGUGAAGGCCCUGUACAACACAGGAUCCAUGCAUGUGCAGAAUGAAGCAUACAUGGCAGAGAACCUUGAGAGGCUGGGCAACAAUGCCAAAGUGCGGGAAAAUGAAGCUGAAAUCAGUGCUGCCUUUAUGAAGUUUUCUCAUGUCACCAAAGAACUGGCAUCCAUGAUGAAAAAUUUGAUGCAGUCCCUCCACAACAUCAUGCUGUUCCCGCUGGACCAGUUCUUGAAGGGCGACCUGAAAGGGGUCAAGGGUGACCUGAAGAAACCAUUUGACAAGGCCUGGAAGGAGUAUGAGGCCAAGUUUUCCAAGAUUGAGAAGGAGAAAAAACAGCAAGCCAAGGAAGCAGGGAUGAUCCGGACGGAGGUCUCAGGGGCAGAGAUUGCUGAUGAGAUGGAGAAAGAGCGGAAGAUCUUCCAGCUCCACAUGUGCGAGUAUCUUAUCAAGAUUAACGAGAUCCGCACCAAGAAGGGCGUGGACUUGUUACAGUACUUGGUGGAGUUUUACCAUGCUCAGGCAAAUUUCUUCCAGGAUGGUCUGAAGACCAUUAACCACUUCCAUGGCUUUAUCGAGGAGCUGGUCACACAGCUCAAGAAAAUCAAGCAGAGACAAGACAAUGAGCGCAAGCAGCUGAUAGAGCUACGGGAUGCUCUCAAGAGCUCCAUGUCAUCGUACAAAGAGCAUGCUCACCACCGGUUGUCAGGAGGAGGCUGGCCGUCGACGACCAACUCGUCCACGCCCGGCUACAGUCUGCACCAGCUGCAGGGAAACAAGAUACAUGGCAGUGAGAAGACCGGUUACCUGCUCAAGAAGAGUGAGGGCCGCAUGCGUCGAGUGUGGCAGAAGCGCCGCUGUAUCAUCAAGGAGGGGCUCCUGUACAUCAGCCAUCAUGAUGAAAAUAAAGAUCCGGUGAAGUUGAAUCUUCUUACCUGCCAAGUAAAGCUUGUUCAUGACGACCCGGGGAAGAAGUGUUUUGACCUCGUCUCCUCUUCCAAUAAUCGCACAUAUCACUUCCAAGCAGAUGAUGUUAAGGAUAUGGAGGCCUGGAUUUCAGUAUUAAACAAUGCGAAAGAAGAGGUUUUACUGAAGGCAUUCCAGGACAGUAGCAAUUCCCCGUCUCUCAAUCAGAAUGUCCGAGAGCUCACAAACAGUAUUAUCGACCGAGUCAAGCGACUUCCGGGGAACAAGUAUUGCUGUGAUUGUGGAGCACCAGACCCGGAAUGGCUGUCGACCAACCUUGGGGUGUUGAUCUGCCUAGAGUGUUGUGGCAUUCACCGCCAGAUGGGCGUCCAUGUCUCCCGCACACAGAGCAUCGUCAUAGAUGAGCUUGGAACCUCUCAGCUACUGCUUGCAAGAGUAGUAGGAAACUCCAACUUCAAUGAUAUUAUGGAGGCCACCCUUGACCCCUCUCAAAAGCCAAAACCUUCUAGUCAUAUGGAUGAUAGACGCGACUUCAUACGAGCCAAGUACGAGCACCAUCGGUAUGCAAUACUCACGUGUACAGACAAGGACGACCUGAAGCAGGACCUGCGACAGGCCAUCUUGUCCAAGGACAUCUUGGCCUUGUUGCAGGUCUAUGCUGAAGACCUCGAUCUCAUGGCUGUCCUCCCAGACAUGGAGAAUGAUGAGACAGCACUACAUCUGGCAAUAAUAGAGGAGGAUGGAUCAUCCCUGCCCAUUGUAGACUUCAUUAUACAGAAUAGUGCAAUAGGCUCUCUGGAGAAGCGGACUCGUGGGGGAAACACAGCUCUGCAUCUCUGUGCUGAACUUGACAGAACAGAAUGUCUCAAGCUUCUGCUGAGGACUCGACCAGACCUUGCUAAUAUUGAGAACAAAUCUGGCAAAACAGCGAUGGACCUAGCUAAGGAACACAACAACCACCACUGUGCUGAACUGCUGAAGUCAGCCCUGACAGCCAAAAAGGACCAAUUUCUUUAUGUCAAUGUGGACUGGGACCUAAUGAAUGAGGAGCGGCUGUAUGACUAUGGGGACUACAGUGAUGAUGACUUGGAUAAAAGCUCAAUACAGAGUAAUUCUCAUUAUAUUCUGGGAACACCGGACAAGCAGAAACCAAGGUCAAGGCCGCCUAGUCUUAUUGUCCUUCCAGACACAGGACUGUUUGGAAGCAAAGAUGGCCACUCAUCUCGAGACCGGUUAGACUCUGAGAGCGGCAAGUUGCCUCCUCCGCCACCACCGGCUGUCAACAAACCAAAGAAGUAUAUCACUAUGCCUAGUAAAUAUCGCCACAAUAACAACAAGGUCAAGUCAGUUCCUGGACUGAAUGCUCCAAACAGCCAGGGAGGUCGAAUCAGAACGGAACAAGCACCUCGUCUUCUUCCUCCUCGACUACUCCACCCAUACAGCAGUCACAUGACCCGCCGCAGCCUCAAAGUCGGCAGCCUGCCACCGCUGCCGCCCCGGAGUAAGAAGCCUCCGCCUCCCCCUUCCCCAACGUCACCAGCUCCAGGUCACGUGAGGAACCGGUCAGAGCCAGAUGCAUCCUAUCUUGUACACAAACGUACGGCCUCUGACCCUCCUCCAAGACCAGCCCCUCCCGACUUCAGGAACACCAUCAAUAUCCCUGCAGGUGCCAAGUUGGUGCUGCCCAUGCAGACAGAUGGUGACAAGAGUGGACCUUCCAAACCACUGAAUCGACAGAGAGGUAAGCAGAGAGAUGAGGCACGAUUCGGUAGAAGCCACUCAAUUGAUCCACCUGAGACUGAGAGUAGGGAUGCUGCACCACCACCUGUUCCUAAUCCAAGACUCAAGACACGGAAGUCCUCCAUUGGCCGCAGACGAUGUCGGGCUCUGUAUGACUGUGAUGCUGACAAUGAUGAUGAACUGACCUUCAAAGAAGGGGAGAUAAUCUUGGUGUUGAAGGAGGAAGAGGAAGAGUGGUGGGAAGGAGAGGUUGAAGGCCACCCUGGGCGGCGAGGACUGUUUCCAGUUAGCUUUGUGAACAUGAUUCCGGAGGGAUGACGUUAGCUGACAACUAGGCUCCAAUAUGCACAUACACAUGCAAUACAGCACCCCCUACUGCCAGACACAGAUCAGGGCAGAUAACUCCCACAGCUUAUCUACACAACUAGGAACAGUUAUUUGGAAGUUUAGUGGGGAGUUGCAGUGUUAGUAUUGAGGUACAGUAUUGUGGUAGGAUACAUGAAACAUGUAACCUUUGCAAAUAAAUCUGAUAUUGUAGCAUUAUGCAGAGCCAUUGUGUAACAGGAUACUGAAACACUGUAUUCAACUUUUCAUGGACCUAAAUCUUUGCUAGGAUGUAAAUAGUUUGAAAUAGAAAGUUUCACCCUUGUGUGUUUUGAUUUGAAAUCCCACAAUAUAAGCUGAUAGUAGAGUUUAUAGCCUUAUCAACAGGUGAUGAGGUAUUUAAUGUCAAGAGCCUUGAUUUAUCAUCAAAGUCAUUCUUCCAAAUUGUUCAGUUUGUAAGUAGUUAUAAAUGGUGUGUGUAAAACAUACGACUGAAUGAGAUUUGUGGCAGAGAGAUUAGUGAUGUCAUCUUAUUGUGACAUCAUGGUAACUGAUGAAGUCACAAUGGUCUGCUCAGUGUGAGUUCUGUGUAGUAAAUAAAUUAUGUGAGCCAAUUUGGCCAUUUGAAGGAUCACUUAUUUAAUUACCCCGGUAGAUAUAUCUUGGAACUGAAGUUAAAUCCGCCAAAAGCAUACCAUCAAACAAUAUUAAUCUUCAGCUCAUGCAGAAACUAUCUGAUGCUUACAGAAGUGUGAUGCACUUUCUGUGAUGCCAUCAAGGUUGAAUAUAGUGUCUUCAGAUAUCUUGCAGUGUAAUGAGUGUGUUGGAUAUGAUGAUGAUGAUGAUGAUGAUUUAGAUAAUUGUUAAGUGACUGUGUUUUGUUAUGGUUAGUCUUAUUGG
Molecule: messenger RNA, 4153 nt
Organism: Haliotis rubra (blacklip abalone)
Lineage: Eukaryota; Metazoa; Mollusca; Gastropoda; Lepetellida; Haliotidae
Product: arf-GAP with SH3 domain, ANK repeat and PH domain-containing protein 2-like
Biological process (GO): positive regulation of GTPase activity
Cellular component (GO): cytoplasm
Molecular function (GO): protein binding; GTPase activator activity
Source: RefSeq, a predicted model, not a curated record